AAACUGCUCUUCAUAUUGCAGCAGAAAAUAAUAGUAAAGAAACAGCGGAACUUCUUAUUUCACAUGGUGCAAAUAUCAAUGAAAAAGAUGAAGAUGGAAAAACUGCUCUUCAUAUUGCAGCAGAAAAUAAUAGUAAAGAAACAGCGGAACUUCUUAUUUCACAUGGUGCAAAUAUCAAUGAAAAAGAUGAAGAUGGAAAAACUGCUCUUCAUAUUGCAGCAGAAAAUAAUAGUAAAGAAACAGCGGAACUUCUUAUUUCACAUGGUGCAAAUAUCAAUGAAAAAGAUGAAGAUGGAAAAACUGCUCUUCAUAUUGCAGCAGAAAAUAAUAGUAAAGAAACAGCGGAACUUCUUAUUUCACAUGGUGCAAAUAUCAAUGAAAAAGAUGAAGAUGGAAAAACUGCUCUUCAUAUUGCAGCAGAAAAUAAUAGUAAAGAAACAGCGGAACUUCUUAUUUCACAUGGUGCAAAUAUCAAUGAAAAAGAUGAAGAUGGAAAAACUGCUCUUCAUAUUGCAGCAGAAAAUAAUAGUAAAGAAACAGCGGAACUUCUUAUUUCACAUGGUGCAAAUAUCAAUGAAAAAGAUGAAGAUGGAAAAACUGCUCUUCAUAUUGCAGCAGAAAAUAAUAGUAAAGAAACAGCGGAACUUCUUAUUUCACAUGGUGCAAAUAUCAAUGAAAAAGAUGAAGAUGGAAAAACUGCUCUUCAUAUUGCAGCAGAAAAUAAUAGUAAAGAAACAGCGGAACUUCUUAUUUCACAUGGUGCAAAUAUCAAUGAAAAAGAUGAAGAUGGAAAAACUGCUCUUCAUAUUGCAGCAGAAAAUAAUAGUAAAGAAACAGCAGAACUUCUUAUUUCACAUGGUGCAAAAUAA
This is a messenger RNA of Trichomonas vaginalis G3, 869 nucleotides long. RefSeq names its product ankyrin repeat and SOCS box-containing protein 6 family. The annotation marks the transcript as partial. The transcript has a single exon. The record is from RefSeq and is a predicted model, not a curated record. Gene Ontology annotation, molecular function: protein binding. NCBI's taxonomy places the organism in Eukaryota, Parabasalia, Trichomonadida, Trichomonadidae. Gene Ontology annotation, cellular component: nucleus; cytoplasm.